CUUCUCAUUAGUCCAAAAAUUUCAAAAAUGUCCACCGAAAAAUUGUUGUCAGCAUCUUCAAUUUCGCUCUUAGGCUUUGGUUUAUGCUUAUUUCUCUGCGUGCAUGCUACCGCUGGGGAAGAUGGUCAGACUGUCCCCGGAGCAGGACAUUUAGUAAAGAAAGGCGAAAGGCAGCCAAUAAUCUCAACUGGAUUUGGAGAGGUCUCGGGAGUUAGAGUUAGCGAUGGAAACGAGACUUUUAAUAUUCACCUCAUCACCUUGGAGCCCAACUCCUUGUUUCUGCCUGUUAUGCUGCAUCAAGACAUGGUGUUCUACGUUCAUACAGGGAGCGGAAAUCUGAGCUACAGAGAUGAAAAUAAAAGAGAGAAUACGACCAUAAGACGAGGAGAUGUUUUUCGUCUGGGAUCAGGAAGCGUUUUCUUCAUACAGAGCGACGUAGGUCUGGAGAGACAGAAGCUAAGAAUUUAUGCCAUAUUUGGCAAUGCAGGGGAGGACUUGAGAGAACCGACUGAAUACGGACCAUACUCGAGCGUUCGCGACUUGGUUCUUGGAUUUGAUAAGAAAAUUCUCCAGGAGACCUUCAAGGUUCCUGAAGAAGUGAUAGAGGAAAUGACAAGCGGAAGGAAGCCGGAAGCAAUAGUUCGUGGAUUGCCGGGCACUCAGGAAAAAACCAUACGGGAGAGGGAGUAUCAGUUCAUCGAAGCCGUGUUUGGAAGCACAAGUAUUUUCAGCAUUUUCGAAACCAGCAACAAAGACAAGAAGAAGUCCAAAAAAUUCAACAUAUUCCAAGAAAAACCAGAUUUUGAGAAUUGCAACGGGUGGAGCACAACAGUUACCCGGAAAAAGUAUUCCGUCCUGAAGGGCUCCAAAUAUGGCCUUUUCAUGGUGAACUUGACCCGCGGAGGAAUGAUGGGUCCUCACUGGAAUCCCGAGGCAACGGAGAUAGCAGUAGUACUGCAAGGGAAGGGGAUGGUUCGGGUAGUUUGCCCAAGUCUACCGAACAAAGCAGAGUGCAAAAACGCGAGGUUUGGGGUUGAAGAAGGCGACAUUUUCGCCGUGCAGAGGUUCCAUCCCAUGGCGCAGAUGGCUUUCAACAACGAAACGCUCGUUUUCGUUGGUUUCAGUACAUCAACGGAGAACAAUCACCCACAGUAUCUAGCAGGGAAGGCAUCAGUCCUCAGGACUUUGGACAAGCACAUCCUGGCAGCAUCAUUUGGAAUAAAUGAAACUACCUUCGACAGGCUUGUGAAUCAACAACGCGAAUCGGUUAUCUUAGAAUGCACCUCCUGCGCAGAGGAAGAAUGGAGGAUAAUGGAGGAAGAGAUUGAGAGGGAAAGAGAGGAGGCAAGGCAGAGGGAAGAGGAGGCAAGGAAGAGGGAUGAAGAGAGGAAAAGACAGGAAGAGGAAGCUGAGACGAGAGAAGAGGAGGAGGCAGCUAGGGAGAGAGCAGAGGAGGAAAGGAAGAAGAGAGAGCAAGAAGAAGAGGAAGAGGCGGCACGGAGAAAGAGAGAGGAAGAGGCAGCACGAGAAAGGAGGGAACAAGAGGAAAGAGAACAAGAAGCAGCACAGAUGGAAGAGAAAGAAAGGGAAGCAGCUAAGCGAGAGGAAGAAGAAGCAGCACAAAGAAGACAAGAAGAAGCUGGCCAGGGAGAAGGAGGGCGCCCACACGAAGGGGGCAGGGAAGCACGGCCGCCGGAGGAAGACGGAAGAGGAGGAGUAGGAGCCAGGCAGGAGGAGGAAACUGCAAAGCAACAAGAAAAAGAAAUGGGACAAGAGGAGGAGCAGGGCAAUGGCCAAGGAUGGGGAAGAAGAAUCCUUAAAAAUGCUUCUUGACUGUGUCUAGUAAUGCUCAAAAGUAGACGUUUCCAGUGAGCAUAAAGCUGAAUAAGCAGUUUUGUUUCAGUCUUUGCUUUAUUUUGUGUUUGCUUGUGAAAUACCUUCAGUUGAGAGCUCCAUUAGCGCAUGGUGAAGUCCUUUAAAAGCCAGCUUAUUGAAUUCCUACGAA
Molecule: messenger RNA, 2005 nt
Organism: Coffea arabica (coffee)
Lineage: Eukaryota; Viridiplantae; Streptophyta; Magnoliopsida; Gentianales; Rubiaceae
Product: vicilin-like seed storage protein At4g36700
Source: RefSeq, a predicted model, not a curated record